UUUGUCACAGUGCUUUCCACAUUGUUAUAGACAAUAGAAAUGGAUUGCAGAAAAGUGCUGUUAUUUUGUCUCGCUGUCUUCCUGGCUAUACUCGUCACAGCAGAGGGGCGGACCAAAAAGGUUGUCAUCCACGUUCCAUACAAGGUGAAGAAGAUCAAGCACACGCACACAGUGUACAAGACCAUCCAUCAUCAUCACACCCACCACGACCACGAGUUGGGUCUACCGUCGGAGGAGCACGAGCAUUUCCACCACAUGCAUCUGGAUCCCCCAGCUGGGGCGCACAGCCAGCCAAUUCCAGGGAUUGGAAUUCCAGAAUUCCUGCCGGAUGUCCCCCUGGAAUUGCCCCUGGAGAUUCCAGAUGUGCCGCACGAUAUUCCAGGAUUCCCGAGCAAGCACAUCAGGCCGCUUUAUAGACGAGACUAA
Aricia agestis (brown argus) is the source of this 426-nucleotide messenger RNA. RefSeq lists its product as uncharacterized. The transcript has 3 exons. The record is from RefSeq and is a predicted model, not a curated record. NCBI's taxonomy places the organism in Eukaryota, Metazoa, Arthropoda, Insecta, Lepidoptera, Lycaenidae. The coding region runs from base 40 to 426 and encodes 128 amino acids.